Messenger RNA from Peronospora matthiolae, 603 nucleotides. The record is from the annotation of a GenBank genome assembly. Lineage: Eukaryota; Oomycota; Peronosporomycetes; Peronosporales; Peronosporaceae.
AUGCGUACAUUUGCAGCUGAGCAAGUUUCAGUAUAUGCGACGACAGAGAUUGUCAAAUACACUGCGCUGGCAGCAUUGUUUGCAGCCGUGGCGAUUCCACGGGCGAUAUUUCGACUGGCUGAUAUCAUUGACAAUAGUUGGACAGUAACUAUGAACGCUGCAGACAGCUCUGGUAAAUUGCUAGCGGAUGCGCUGCGUAAGCGCGAGCAAGGUUUGCGUCCUGUUACACUGGUUGGAUAUGGCAUGGGUGCUAGGCUGAUUUUUUCCUGCUUGAAAGAACUGGCAAAUGAAGAUAUGGUCGACGAAUCGUGUGGGAUUGUAGAGAACGCUGUCUUGCUUGGAUCGCCUCUUCAUAUGGCACGCAACGAAUGGAUGAGCGCUUGUCGCGUAGUCUCCGGAAGGCUAAUUAAUGGGUACUCGGAAAAGGAUUGGAUGCUGGGUCUCAUGUACCGCUACCAGAGCUGGGCACUGAACUCGGCGGGCAUUGCGCCUCUCGAUAUCGCUGGUAUCGAAAAUGUGAAUUUGUCAGAGAUCAUUGGAGGACAUCUGGAGUACAAGAGCAAAAUUGGCGUCAUACUGGAUCUGCUGAAGCUGGAAGACUGA